Messenger RNA from Musa acuminata subsp. malaccensis (wild Malaysian banana), 2163 nucleotides. RefSeq names its product SNW/SKI-interacting protein A. NCBI's taxonomy places the organism in Eukaryota, Viridiplantae, Streptophyta, Magnoliopsida, Zingiberales, Musaceae. Gene Ontology annotation, cellular component: spliceosomal complex. The record is from RefSeq and is a predicted model, not a curated record. Gene Ontology annotation, biological process: mRNA splicing, via spliceosome.
AUCGCCAACCCUAAGCCCCCAAAAUCCUCUCCGCCUCUUCUUCUCCUCCAUCUUGUCGUGGGAUUCGUCGCGCUCGGACUUGAUCUGAUCUCAAGUUCUUUGUACAAACUACGGUGAUUGAUCUUCUGUCAUGGCGACCCUGAAGGACCUUCUGCCGCCGUCAAAGUCGAGCACCACUUCGCACUACGACCACUCAAACGACCCGUGGUUCAAGGAGCGGUACAGCGCCUCCUCAGAAUCCACCAGAUCUGUAGCAAUUAAACCGAAUCCAGUCCCACCCUAUGGUAAGCGCUCGGGGUUCGUUCCCAGGAAGCCUGAGGACUUUGGUGAUGGCGGUGCCUUCCCUGAGAUACACGUCGCCCAGUAUCCCCUUGGCAUGGGGAGGAAGGAUCAGAAGCCUGGUUCCAAGAUCCUCGCCCUCACUGUUGAUUCCCAGGGGAAAGUUGCCUUUGAUGCAGUCGUGAAGCAGAAUGAGAAUGCUUCAAAAAUUGUCUACUCCCAGCACAAGGACCUUGUCCCAAAGGUGGGUUUGGAAGAUGAGAUUGAGAGUGAGGAGGAAAAGGAGAUUGAGGAGAGCACCCAGCGGACAAAGGAAGCUCUGGAGAAGAUUGUUAAUGUAAGAUUGAGUGCUGCCCAGCCAAAGAAUGUCCCUACGCAAUCCACAGAGUCGAAGUUCAUCAAGUACAAGCCCUCACAGCAGUCUGCAGCCUUCAAUUCUGGUGCAAAAGAGAGGAUCAUUCGGAUGGUUGAGAUGCCUGUCGAUCCACUUGAGCCGCCAAAGUUCAAGCACAAGAGGGUCCCAAAGGCAUCAGGGUCGCCACCGGUGCCGGUGAUGCACUCCCCACCACGACCCGUCACAGUGAAGGACCAACAGGACUGGAAGAUCCCUCCUUGCAUCUCAAAUUGGAAAAAUCCAAAAGGUUAUACGAUUCCUUUGGACAAGCGGCUGGCUGCGGAUGGUAGGGGUCUUCAAGAUGUGCAAAUUAAUGACAACUUCGCUAAGCUUUCUGAGGCUUUGUAUGUGGCUGAGCAGAAGGCAAGAGAAGCUGUUGAUAUGAGAUCAAAGGUGCAGAAGGAGCUCAUGCUUAAGGAAAAAGCAAGAAAGGAGCAGGAGCUACGUGCAUUGGCUCAAAAGGCACGUUCUGAGAGGACUGGCAUUGCUCCGGCCCCUGCUGCUCCUCUGCCUUCCGAUAAGACCAUGAUUGAUGAUGCAGAACUAGGAGAGCCACAAGAACAGAGGAAGGAAACAAGAGAUGAACGAGAAGAGCGGCUGCAGCGUGAUAAGAUCCGUGAAGAGCGGAGACGUGAGAGGGAGAGGGAGAGAAGGCUGGAAAAUAAGGAUGCUGCCAUGGGGAAAAAGAGUAAGACAACUAGGGACAGGGACCGGGAUAUUAGUGAGAAGGUUGCUCUUGGUAUGGCAAAUGUUGGCGCUGGGCGUGCUGGGGAAGUUAUGUAUGACCAGAGGCUCUUUAAUCAGGACAAGGGUAUGGACUCUGGGUUUGUGACUGAUGAUCAAUACAACAUAUAUGAUAAGGGCCUGUUCACGGCACAGCCCACGCUUUCCACGCUCUACAGGCCCAAGAAAGAUACUGACGCAGAUAUGUAUGGAGGUGCAGAUGAACAGCUGGAGAAGGUUCUGAAAACUGAUAGGUUCAAGCCCGAUAAGGCGUUUACUGGUGCUUCUGACAGGCCAUCUGGUAGUAAGAGAGAGAGGCCAGUGGAGUUUGAUAAGCAGGAAGAGAAUGAUCCUUUCGGUCUGGAUCAGUUCUUGACUGAGGUGAAGAAGGGUAAAAAGCCCCUUGAUAAAAUUGGUGGUGGAGGAACCAUGAAGGCGAGUGCUGGGUCUUCAAUGAGAGAUGACUAUGAGGGAGGAGGAUCUGGAAGGUCCCGCAUUGCCUUUGAAAGAGGACGUUGACGGAUGUGUUUGUUCUCCUAUGUUAUUAGGUCAGCGUACCAUCAAAUGUUGGAUCCUUAAUGUUGUAGAACCUGGUAUGAAGCUAAGCUUCAACUGCUUAAGCAUGUGGUUGUAUUUGGAACUUUAUCGUCUCUUAUCUUGCAUUCUGAGAUAUGAACCUUCUGUAAAAGCUAAUAUCAGAAUUAUAAGUUCAGACAUAUAAGAGUGAAAUAUUUCUGCAGAGUUGGGAAGAGUGCUUCCUUUUUUAG